CCGCCGCCACCCCCCGCCCGGCCGCCCCGCGACUGCACGCGCGCCCCUCCCGCGGGGCCCCGCUGCGCCCCUCGCCUGGCGCUCCCCGCCCCCUCCGGGCGCCGCUUCCCUCUCCCCUCCCCGCGAAGUUUGGGGCUGUCAGUCCGUCGGUGCUCCGCGCCGUCCGCACCCAGCGCCGGGGUCCCGGGAGGGCGGCGCGACGCCCGGGCCGCAGGGCCCGAGGCUGGUCCCGGAGGCGCUGCGGGUGCCAUGAGAGAGACCUUGGAUGCCUUCAGCUCCCUGGGAUUCUCCGUGGGACCGCGGGGGGACAUGGCCCCCCAGAGUGAGCCGGCGGGGGAGAGGUCGUCCCACAGUGCUCGGGAGCAGGGAGAGAGGCCUCUGGGCACGUGCUCUGGGUCGGAAGCCCCCAGACCCGAGGAAGGCACCCCCACAGAACGAGCUGAGGCACCCUGCCAAGGUGCCCAGGCAUGUGCCCCCGAAAAAACAGAGCCCGUGGGCUCCUGCCCAGGGGACCAGUGGGAGAUUCGCAAGGUGAAGGUGGAGGAUGAGGAACAGGAGGCGGCCGAGGAGGUGGAGUGGCCGCGGCAUCUGCCCUUGCUCCCGGGCCCCUUCCCCGCGCCGGACUUGGGCCCCCUGGCCACCACCUACAAGCUGGAGCCCGGCGCCCCCGCGCCCCUGGGCGGGCUGGCGCUGGCCGGCUGGGCCCCGGCGGCGGCCGCGGACAAGCCGUACGGCUGCGGGGAGUGCGAGCGGCGCUUCCGGGACCAGCUGACCCUGCGGCUGCACCAGCGGCUGCACCGCGGCGAGGCCCCGUGCGCCUGCCCGGACUGCGGCCGCAGCUUCACGCAGCGCGCGCACCUGCUGCUGCACCAGCGCAGCCACCGCGGCGAGCGGCCCUUCCCGUGCUCCGAGUGCGACAAGCGUUUCAGCAAGAAGGCGCACCUGACGCGCCACCUGCGCACGCACACGGGCGAGCGGCCCUACCCGUGCGCCGAGUGCGGCAAGCGCUUCAGCCAGAAGAUCCACCUGGGCUCGCACCAGAAGACGCACACGGGCGAGCGGCCCUUCCCGUGCGCCGAGUGCGAGAAACGCUUCCGCAAGAAGACGCACCUGAUCCGCCACCAGCGCAUCCACACGGGCGAGCGGCCCUACCAGUGCGCGCGCUGUGCCCGCAGCUUCACGCACAAGCAGCACCUGGUGCGCCACCAGCGCGUGCACGACGCGGCCGGCCGCGCCCCGCCGGCCCCCGCCGCGCCCGUCGCGCCCGCCGGCCCCGCGCCCGCCCCGUCCGGGCCCGCGCCCUUCGCGUGCGCCCGCUGCGGCCGGUGCUGGAAGAAAAACCUCGCCACGCUGCAGCCUCGCGGCGAGGGCCACCCCCUGGGCUGCGACGCGUGCGGCCCGGACGCCGCCGCGGACCCCCCCGCCGCCCCGUUGACGUCCGCGGCCGGCCCGACGGCGGCCCCGCGCGCCCCGACCCCCGAGCGCGCCGUCUGCUGCCCGGACUGCGGGCGCGGCUACGCGCACGGCCAGCACCUGGCGCGCCACCGGCGCGGCCACGCGGGCGAGCAGCCCUUGGCCUGCGCGCAGUGCGGCCGCCGCUUCGGCUCGCGGCCCACCCUGGUGGCCCACUCGAGGGCGCACGGCGGCGCCCGGCCCUUCGCCUGCGCGCAGUGCGGCCGCCGCUUCAGCCGCAAGUCGCACCUGGGCCGCCACCAGGCCGUGCACACCGGCAGCCGCCCGCACGCCUGCACCGUCUGCGCCCGCAGCUUCAGCUCCAAGACCAACCUGGUCCGCCACCAGGCCAUCCACACGGGCGCGCGCCCCUUCCCCUGCCCGCAGUGCGGCAAGAGCUUCAGCCGAAAGACGCACCUGGUGCGCCACCAGCGCAUCCACGGCGACGCGGCGCACCCGGGCCCCGACGCGGACCUCGCGGCACCCGGCUGGCCCCUGCCCACCCCGGGGGCAGCGCCCCCGAUCUUUUUCUGAGCCCGGCUGGGAAACCGCGCCCCAGCUGGCCAUCCCCGCCUCUGUCCCUGUCCUACGGGGGGGAGAAGUCCAGAAAGGAGAACCAGCUUUGACAUUCUGUGACCAAGACCACACUGAGUCCCAGCCGGAAGGGCUGGACGCGGACUUUGG
Messenger RNA from Sorex fumeus (smoky shrew), 2136 nucleotides. It is a transcript of the gene ZNF467, whose product is annotated as zinc finger protein 467. Lineage: Eukaryota; Metazoa; Chordata; Mammalia; Eulipotyphla; Soricidae. The record is from RefSeq and is a predicted model, not a curated record. Gene Ontology annotation, biological process: regulation of transcription by RNA polymerase II. Gene Ontology annotation, molecular function: RNA polymerase II cis-regulatory region sequence-specific DNA binding; DNA-binding transcription factor activity.